AUGAUAGAGGACAUGAUGGUGACAUCAGGGGAGGAUAUUCUUGACAUUACUGGUAUUCCACUGUUUAUAAUUGGGGAAGCAGCCUACAGUUCUAGUUGGGAACACUAUGUCCAUGCAGAAGUUCAUAUAGUCAGUAGUGCAAUGAGUGACCCCCUCGAUGUCCUCGCCAUGCACUUCCUGCAAAAUGCUCCAAUCAGUGUUGAGUGUAGGACAGUAACUGGUCAGACUGGUGAAUCUGUUAUUAUUCCAUGCCAUUAUGAAAGUUUAUACAACCAACACAAGAAAUACUGGUGCUAUCAUUCAUCAGGAUCUUACAGGUACUGCUCUAUUCUGGCAUAUGCAAAUGAAACCAAAGGAGACGUGUCAGUAAUUGAUCAUCCUGAUCAGAGUUUAUUUACUGUCACUAUGAGAGACCUGCAGGAUCAAAACACUGGAUAUUACUGGUGUGGUGUGGAAGUUGAAGGAAUUACCUUUGACGUGACAGAGUGGUUUUAUAUCAAAAUUCAAUCAGCUCCUGAUGUCUCUGUAAUGUCCAGCAGUGUAACUGUAGAUGAAGGUGGUAAUAUCAGUGUACAGUGUCUCUACACUUCUACAUAUAAGAAUAAACACAAACAGUGGUGCAGAUAUAAAGACAAGAGCUGUUACACAUCCCAGAAUGCAUCAGUUAAGAUAAGUGAUGAUGGGAGAGGAUCUUUGACUGUGGUGAUGUCUGGACUGAUGAAGAGUGAUUCUGGCUGGUAUUACUGUUCUGUAGGAGAUCUACAGGCUUCUGUUCAACUCGCAGUCAAUGAUCCUCCAGUCUCUACUGGAGAUCUACAGACUUCUGCUGAAUUCACUGAUGCAGAACCUAUGACAGGUUAA
This is a messenger RNA of Misgurnus anguillicaudatus (oriental weatherfish), 861 nucleotides long. Lineage: Eukaryota; Metazoa; Chordata; Actinopteri; Cypriniformes; Cobitidae. The record is from RefSeq and is a predicted model, not a curated record.